Molecule: messenger RNA, 378 nt
Organism: Trypanosoma cruzi
Lineage: Eukaryota; Euglenozoa; Kinetoplastea; Trypanosomatida; Trypanosomatidae
Exons: 1
Coding region: 1-378 (125 amino acids)
Source: RefSeq, a predicted model, not a curated record
AUGGCAGCGAAGGAACUUUUGGCAGACAUGCGGGCUUUGUUGGAAGCAAUGGAGGGCCAAGAGGCGAGGCCAAUCGAGCGUGGAGAGGGAGACGCCUCCACGGAGGAGAAUCUCCGUACACCAUCGCCAUCGCUAGAGGAUAAAAUCGGGCAGUUGCUGGGCGCACUGCGGUCAAACGGCGUUGACGACUGGGCAGGAAAACCCGCACAAGAAGAUUUGGGUGUCCGUUUUUUUUCUCAACCCCGAGAGGGUGCUGGUAACGGCAGGGUCAGAGAGAAUACGCAGACAACAGAUGGAGACACGAUCGACAGCCUCAUGUGCGAGUAUCUUGGGGCGGUCAAGCAGGUUUGGCGCACCGAAGAUCCACUCGAAGAAUAG